CUUGAGUCCCGGAUAUUCGAUAUGGCUGAUAGAUCUGUUUUCUGACGGUGCGAAACACUUAUAUAACGAAAUCAAAUUCGUACUUUCAUCUCGAACUCAGUUUUUUCUUGAAAGCGAGCAAGGCGUUCGUGCGAGUUCAAAACUCGAGGGAAAGUUGUGUGACAGCACAAAGAAUUGUCCCGCCGCACAACGCAUGCAGAUGCCAAUGCGUUGUGGAGUAGCGUCAUUUCUUCUUGUUGUGUUGCGUAUUUUUCUCUAAAGUGGGACGCAGUGUACAUCAGUGACUGUCACGAGCUCUAUCAAGAUACCAGCUCAGCACUUGAAAGGCAAAGCCGUUCUGGGCGUUCGGCUUUUUGCGUGACGGAGAAAUUCACCGUCAUUGAUUCAAUAUCCCGUUGAACUUCAUCGUACCCGUGGCCCAUUGAGUUUUAUCCAUUGAAGCCCCGAUUUUAGACCCGGUUUUGCUUGUGGGUUGAGCGAACGUCAUCGUCCAUGCGCUGACACUGACGCGUAGGACCGUGCUGCUUGUUUUGCUGUAAAUCAUUUAAGCAGAGUUUCAUCCGGCAUCCUCGCCUAUACUAGGGUGUCUAUGUUUCUAAUUGAUAUCAUAAUAUCCGCAGGUAUUUGUGUUUGAUCAAGAUGAAGAAGACGAGGAAGAAGACUCACCGGGCCGUCCGGAGGUGCCCAAAGAAUAGCAGACGCUUGUACAGAGAUUUGCAGAAGCAAAUGCGUGAUGAUGUGCUCCGUUCUAAGUGGAACAACCGGGAGAGCAUUCAGAAAAAUAUGGCAAAGUUUACACUGCAAGAUUUUGAGCACCGCCUUGCGGACGAUGAAGAGCUUCUGCGACCCAGCGAGGAAAAAAAGCUGAACGAACAGCAGCUCAUCAUCAUCAACAAGCUUUUUGCCAAGUUUGGAGACGAUUGUGAGAAAAUGAGCCGGGACACGAAGAUCAAUGUGUUUCAAUGGACCACGGGACAGUGCCGACGCUUUCUGCGGCAGUACACAUCAAAACACGUGUGCUCCUCAGCGAAGGAGCAUUUGUUGCCACAACUAACUAUGGCUCCGACCCCAGCUCACGAAACCCUCCUGCAACAGCAUCAGGCGGCCGCGGAAAAGAGGAAACAGCAAGUGGAGGCACACAUCCAAGAUCAACUCAGAGAGCGUGUGGGCAAGAAAAUCAAGAAGCAGAAGACGGAUGUGGGCGCAUCCAUGUUGUCUGAGUCCGGUAAAUUUACUGAACCGACGAUGAAAUCGAAGCCUAAAUCAGCUACCAUGGCAAAACCGCAGUUGACGCAGAAGAGCAAAAUCAAGUCUCUCCGGUAGCACAAAAGUUGGCGGUGUCACCAAGGAGUGAGGAUGAAGCAACACAGGUUGAAUAUUCCAAGUCUCGUGUAGCUCACGCUACAAGUUAGCAACAGGCUGAGUAAUUUAAGGAGCUGCGUAGAAGCCGUAUCGCUGGUACAUGCAGUUUAGCAGGUUCCAUGAGACUGUGUCGGAUAGUGGCGGUCUUGCCACGCAGACCAAGUGGCCACAUUUCCGCGUCUGCGUCUUGGCUGCGACAUCAAGCAUAUGGAUGGUGGACGCUUCUGGUGCCUCGAAUGUAAUGUAGGAAUGUGGCAUUGGCUCGCAGAAACUGAGACAUGACAGCACGUCAGUUUAAAUGAGAGCUCCAUUCCAUGCUCAGUCUCCCCAUUAUGGCCAUAUGGACCAAUCAGGAUGUGAGCUCGAGUUUUCCCCUUGACGGGGCUGCUUCAACUGAGGUUGGAAGCCCUUCGAUGUAAGACCGUUACUGGCUAACGAUACAGUGCCUGAAAAGCCCGGGGGCGGGGUGCGAAGAACGUUUUAGGUUCUCCGGGACGUACAGCGUUGUGCGUUUGGACGGUAUCCGGAAUCACUAGAAUUUUGCGUGGUAGUACGGGAUCUGUGCCGGCGUGCCGUCAAAUCACCGUAUGUCUGGGCGGUGUACAUCCUACUAUCCGUGAGCGCAAUAACAUAGAAUACUUCCCUGGUGGAGGUGAAGCAGCCCAAAACUGUUUCGAAAUGCGGUUUGCUGUUGUCCGAGACAGCGUAGAGAUGCCGAAUUCCCUGCUAAACUUGCAUUUGCGAUACUUUCUCGUUUUCUGACACACUGGUGCUGCAACCCUACGAAAGCAAGAAGCCAAGGACCGGAGCAAUGAACAGUGCUGUCACUACUGCAUAAACUGACCUGCCCACUACACAGGGAAAUCAUCGGGAAAAAAAUCGAGUUUGUUUUCACGUAUCCAAGACGCUGAGAACACAACCACAAAACACCCAAAUAUCAUGAUGU
This is a messenger RNA of Toxoplasma gondii ME49, 2308 nucleotides long. RefSeq lists its product as hypothetical. The record is from RefSeq and is a predicted model, not a curated record. Gene Ontology annotation, biological process: ribosomal large subunit biogenesis. Gene Ontology annotation, cellular component: nucleolus. The transcript is spliced from 3 exons. Lineage: Eukaryota; Apicomplexa; Conoidasida; Eucoccidiorida; Sarcocystidae. Bases 640 to 1323 code for a protein of 227 amino acids.